Acaulospora morrowiae is the source of this 569-nucleotide messenger RNA. NCBI's taxonomy places the organism in Eukaryota, Fungi, Glomeromycota, Glomeromycetes, Diversisporales, Acaulosporaceae. The record is from the annotation of a GenBank genome assembly.
AUGAUAGCCGCAAUACCUCUGAAUCUUCCAGUUCAGGCGGAUCCCUCCUAUUUUAAGAAAUUCCGGCAAGAAGAUACUGAAUUUAAUGACAUUGCCGAAGGGGAGAUUGAGUCCAACUGGGAAGAAGUUGUCGAUAAUUUCGAUAAUAUGAAUCUCAAAUCUGAACUUCUUCGUGGUAUCUACGCAUACGGUUUCGAAAAACCAUCUGCCAUUCAACAGCGAGCUAUUUUACCUGUGAUUAAAGGACAUGAUGUAAUUGCUCAAGCACAAUCGGGAACCGGAAAAACCGCUACAUUUUCCAUUUCAAUUCUUCAGAAACUUGAUAUGUCCAUUAACCAAUGCCAGGCCCUUGUACUUGCACCAACUCGUGAGUUAGCCCAACAAAUUCAGAAAGUUGAUAUUGCGCUUGGCGAUUUCAUGAAUGUUGAAUGUAAUGCUUCUAUUGGUGGCACAAAUGUUCGUGAGGGUAUCAAGAGACUUGAAGCUGGCGCUCACGUUGUUGUUGGUACCCCCGGUCGUGUAUUUGAUAUGAUUAAUCGUCGUGCUCUGAAAACCGAUCAUAUCAAAAU